AUGGAUUCGCAGGUCCAAACGGGCAGCACCGGCACUCCUGAUGCCCGGCAGCCAGUCGACGCGACGCUCUAUCCGUCCCUCGAGCAAUGGGCAUCAACAUCUUUUCAAACCCCCACCAGUCGUGAAGUAUUGAGUGUAUCGUCUCUGGUCCCCUCCACCGUCCUCACGCUCGUGCCUCACUACGAGCCCUCGUCGAACGGAGGCGUGUCCCCGGAGCCUCCGGCGUGUCGUGGCGUAACGCCGGAGCCUGAACGUUCAGGGACCUUCUCUCCUCCCUAUGAGGAACCAGAGGGAGGAGAUGAAGAAAUCCGGCCUUCAUCACUUCCCUGCGCUGAUAUUCUCCAGGAAGUUCAGCAGAGGAAAGCGUCAGAUGGAGGCCCGCUGGAGGAGGGGUCGGUGGGUCUCAUGAUACCCAAAGCUGAUGAGGAGCAAGAGUCAGUGCCUCAAGCCUGCACAUCCCGUGAGCUGUUCCUGUUUGUGAGCUUCCUAAUGAUCAUCAAUCUGAUCACCACCUCUGCUAUCUUAGUCAAGUUCCUUGUCUUCCCCUCCGAGUUUGGGGAUUUGUUUCCUCCUUGUGGCGGGAAGGGGAACUGCAGUGUCCCGACUCAGCCGCCUUUUCUGUCGAAGAAUCCUGUCAACCAGACGGACAACAUCACUGCAGACUGCCCAGUUCUGCUUAGUGAUGGCCGGCGUAUUGUUGGGGGCACGUUGGCCGCCAAGGACAAGUGGGUCUGGCAGGUCAGCAUGCAGUGGAGAGGGAAGCACGUCUGUGGAGGGGCCAUCAUCUCCCCCCGCUGGGUCAUCACUGCAGCUCACUGCUUUGUUGAGUAA
Molecule: messenger RNA, 831 nt
Organism: Pseudoliparis swirei
Lineage: Eukaryota; Metazoa; Chordata; Actinopteri; Perciformes; Liparidae
Exons: 4
Coding region: 1-831 (276 amino acids)
Biological process (GO): proteolysis
Molecular function (GO): serine-type endopeptidase activity
Source: RefSeq, a predicted model, not a curated record